Messenger RNA from Argiope bruennichi, 984 nucleotides. RefSeq names its product myosin regulatory light chain 12A-like. The coding region runs from base 157 to 825 and encodes 222 amino acids. Gene Ontology annotation, biological process: locomotion; post-embryonic development. Gene Ontology annotation, cellular component: cytoplasm; myosin II complex. Gene Ontology annotation, molecular function: calcium ion binding; myosin heavy chain binding. Lineage: Eukaryota; Metazoa; Arthropoda; Arachnida; Araneae; Araneidae. The transcript has 8 exons. The record is from RefSeq and is a predicted model, not a curated record.
ACUUUGCAUUGAAACGACGACCUAAUUAACGGAUAGCCAGCUAUUUAAGGAUUUUCCUGUCUUUUGAAAUCUUCAUCUAAUGUGACAGCCACAAAUUCAUAAGGAUUAAAUCAGUGUUCAGUGCGGAAGUGGUCUUAAACAUUUUAGCUCCUAAUCAUGGGUGACGAAGAUAAAAAAGAAAAGAAGAAGAAGAGCAAGAAGAAGUCAGCUCAAGAAACAGAUGCUUCUGCGGAAUGCGAAACUGUAGCUGUUGAUGAAACCCCCUCCGAUCCUGUUCCUAUCGAGCAGCCAAUUAUAACCGCUCCCCCAACCAUGGAGAAAAAGUCAUCUACAAAACGGAAAGCUCACAGAUGUGGUUCGAACGUGUUUGCCAUGUUUACUCAGAGGAAAGUGCAGGAAUUUAAAGAGGCAUUUCAACUAAUUGAUCAAGAUAAGGAUGGUUUCAUUACAAAGUCUGACUUAAAAAUAACGUUUGAUCUCUUAGGGCGAGAAGUUGAUGAUGAAGACUUGCAGUCAAUGCUAGCCGAAGCCCCAGGACCACUGAACUUCACUAUGUUUCUUACUAUCUUUGGAGAAAGAAUAUCAGGAACUGACGAAGAAGAUGUCAUCCUGUCAGCGUUUUCCAUUUUUGACGAAGGCGAUGGUAAAAUGAAAGAAGAAGUAUUAAAAAAUACUUUACGAAAGCGUGGAGAUAAGUUUACUGAUGAAGAGGCUGACAUUUGUCUUAAAGAAGCGCCAGUUGAUAAAGAAGGUUACAUCAGUAUACGAAGGUUUACACAAAUUCUAACAAAAGGUGAUGAAGAUGAUGAUACAGAUGGUGGUUAAAAGCUAAAUUCACAGGAAGAAAAGGAACUGAAGACGUAGAUUUAACUCUACGCAUUAGCUGGCACAUUAGAUGAAUUAAAACCAUAUCUACAAUAUUUUGAAUGAUGGAAUUUACCAACUGUCUGACAAAAUGAACAAAUAAAAUAUUUCAUUAUUUAA